AUGGCCGUUUCACCCCAAAACUGGAGAGCUUUGGCAGACACUCCCAACAGCACAACGUCGACAUCUUUGCCCGCAACGACUGCAACGAGCACCACAAGUCACAGCGCUACAAAUGAACCAACAAACCCGCCGCCCAUAUCUAACAGCACUGGUCUCAGCGUAGGGGCCAAAGCCGGAAUCGGAGUCUCAUGUGGCGCAUUAGGCGUGUUUGCGAUAAUUGCCGCCGCUUACUUCGUACGCAAGAAGAAGGCAACGCAAACUUCCAUUUCUCCGACGCAAGAUGCAUCAUUUCAUGCUUUGAAUGAGUUCGAGAGUGGAAAUGGCGGUGUAGUGAUCUUGCCAGGUGGUAACGAGGCAAUGUCAAAUCCGAAGCACGAAAUGUCAACGGAGUCGACGUUGGCACCACCAGAACUUGGGGCAGACUUGGGAUCGCCACGCGAACUGUCGACUGACCAGAGAAGCGAAUAG
Zasmidium cellare ATCC 36951 is the source of this 468-nucleotide messenger RNA. RefSeq lists its product as uncharacterized. Bases 1 to 468 code for a protein of 155 amino acids. Lineage: Eukaryota; Fungi; Ascomycota; Dothideomycetes; Mycosphaerellales; Mycosphaerellaceae. The record is from RefSeq and is a predicted model, not a curated record. The transcript is spliced from 2 exons.